Acanthisitta chloris (rifleman) is the source of this 1128-nucleotide messenger RNA. RefSeq names its product NIPA-like domain containing 1 (gene NIPAL1). Gene Ontology annotation, biological process: magnesium ion transport. The record is from RefSeq and is a predicted model, not a curated record. Gene Ontology annotation, cellular component: membrane. Gene Ontology annotation, molecular function: magnesium ion transmembrane transporter activity. The transcript is spliced from 5 exons. The coding region runs from base 52 to 1128 and encodes 358 amino acids. Lineage: Eukaryota; Metazoa; Chordata; Aves; Passeriformes; Acanthisittidae.
UGGUGCCAGAUCAUCAAUGUGUCUGAAUCACACUCACCUUUCCUCACCUCUAUGGAUGGGACUGUCAGUGAAAUGAACUGGAGUAUUUCCAUGUCUGCUGGAAGCAAAUAUCGCCUCUACAUUGGCUUGGCUUUGGCAAUAGGUUCCAGUAUCUUUAUCGGUUCUAGUUUCAUACUGAAGAAGAAAGGACUCUUGAAGCUGGCAGACAGAGGAGUCACCCGAGCUGGACAAGGUGGAUAUUCUUACUUGAAGGAAUGGCUUUGGUGGGCCGGACUGUUAUUAAUGGGAUUAGGAGAAGCUGCAAACUUUGCUGCCUAUGCCUUUGCACCUGCAACCUUAGUUACCCCCUUGGGUGCACUGAGUGUUCUCAUAAGUGCUAUAUUGUCAUCCUAUUUUUUAAAUGAGAAGCUGAAUAUUCAUGGAAAGCUGGGCUGUGUACUGUGCAUUUUGGGGUCAACGGUCAUGGUUAUUCAUGCCCCAGAGGAGGAGGAAGUCACCUCACUAGAUGAGAUGGAAAGAAAGCUGCAAGAUCCAGUGUUCAUUACAUUUGCUGUUCUCCUAACAGUUGUUGCCCUUGUCCUGAUUUUUAUCAUGGCUCCAAGGAAAGGUCAGACAAAUAUACUGAUCUACAUUUUAAUUUGCUCACUCAUUGGUGCCUUCUCUGUCUCAUCUGUGAAAGGCCUGGGCAUUGCCAUUAAGGAAAUGCUGGAGCAGAAGCCAGUUUAUCAGCACCCUUUGGUUUACAUUUUGGUGGGCACCUUGGUGCUCGCAGUCAGCACUCAGAUCAACUAUCUCAACAAAGCAUUGGACGUGUUCAAUACAUCUCUAGUGACACCCAUUUAUUAUGUGUGUUUCACUACAACAGUUGUGACAUGCUCCAUCAUCUUGUUCAAGGAGUGGAGUAGUAUGCAAGUGGGUGAUAUAAUUGGAACCCUGAGUGGGUUCUGCAGUAUCAUUGUUGGCAUUUUUCUACUGCAUGCUUUCAAAAAUACUAACAUCACCUGGAGCCAGCUGAUGUCCACUGUUGCCAAACAACCACACAGUGAAUAUGAAACCAGUCACACUUUACUGGAGAGCAUGGAAGACCCAGCUUUGGCAUAUGAUGACAACAUUUUAUUCAGUCAGUGA